AUGAAGGUAAGCUGUGCUUCGCUGGUACAACAGCGUCAGAAGCUGAACCAGACGGCUGUUGAUCAGGAUGUCAGUGGUUUAAGUUCUCCCUGCAUGGUGGAGUCUUCUUACAUCUGCAUCGUCGCGGCCUUCCUUUUCAUAUUAUCCCUUCUUGGUUCGCUGCACUGCUGCCCUUCAGACAGCAAGCUGUCUGGUUCCACAGAGAAAGCGCCAACUGCAAGAAAUCCGUUCCCGGACAAUGCAAAGUUCUUGGGCAUGGUGCUGGUGUGUUGGUCUCACAUAGGCUCUUUCGAUAUUCGCGGCACGAAGAUGGAAAUCCACGCAACAGAUGUGAUCUGGUUCCACAUGCCGCUAUUUAUCUUCCUCUCCGGGUCCUUCUCCCGGCCCUUCUCUAGCAAGGGCUUCCUGAAAUUGGUGGUGACGCUGGUGAUGCCGUUGAUCUUCUUCAUCUCCAUCAUUUACCCCUUGCUUCAGUUGUUGAUGCCGUCGAAAACGUGGGCAGAACUCCAAUUUCGCUCCUGGUUCCCUUUUGGGAUGUGGCUGUACACCGAGCCCCUCUUUGAAGGAGUACAAUCCUCCCCGCUGACCGUAUGGACGGGUGCUGGCCCGGGUUAUUUCAUCUGGUUCUUGCGCUGCCUUAUUCUGUGGCGCUUUGUUACCAUGUUUACGGUGAGAUGGCCAAAGUUCCUGCAGAUUGCGCUCGGUCUUUCCUGCGGUGUUCUUGGCGUCUACUGGGGUCCAGAUUCCGCCAACCCUUGGGAGAUAGGCACAUUCGCCUACCAGCGAGCUUUGUGCCUUUUUCCUUUCUACCUCAUGGGGCAGCACUUGGACCUUGGCCGUCUCUUGCAAGCUGUCCCAGCACCUUCAAGCUCUUGUGUGCUACUAGUCUGGGCCACACUGUUCAGUCUGAUUUAUUUGGAAAACAAGCCUGCUGUCUGGAAUUCCGUGACGGAUGGUGCUUUCGACGUGAUUGAGACUGAUACUGCCCCGUUUCUGCGAUAUCCUCCGCCGGCUCCUGGCUGCCAAGAAGACUACAAAUUCCUCUGGGCCCGUUACUUUGCAGCUGUUGCAUAUCGAUACUUUGUGGCAGAACAGAAUUGA
This is a messenger RNA of Symbiodinium pilosum, 1101 nucleotides long. NCBI's taxonomy places the organism in Eukaryota, Dinophyceae, Suessiales, Symbiodiniaceae. The record is from the annotation of a GenBank genome assembly.